Messenger RNA from Suillus paluster, 458 nucleotides. RefSeq lists its product as uncharacterized. The transcript has 4 exons. The annotation marks the transcript as partial. The record is from RefSeq and is a predicted model, not a curated record. NCBI's taxonomy places the organism in Eukaryota, Fungi, Basidiomycota, Agaricomycetes, Boletales, Suillaceae.
CAACCUCACAUCUCUAGCAUUUCCUCAAUGUAUUCUGCUCCUCCGUUUCCCAUCCUCGAACCUUUUGGUCUAGAACAUGAUUAUACAUAUUUUCAUCAGACCGCAGUACUGCUUUAGCACCAGAGGACAGGCACCUGCAAUGCUGUACAAUACAAAUGUUGAGCAAUCCUCCAGCGUGGUUAGGUGACCAGUGUCUAGGUCAUUGUAUAAAUUUGUGCGUUGUACUUUCUGCAGCUUCUGCUACUAGUAUCUCUUCGGCAUCUGAGCAACAGCAUCAUCACUCUCACCCAGGCUACAUGAGUCUGCCAUGGUCCGCCGCUCAUGCACAUCCACCAUUUUACCCUCAAGAUGCUCUGCAUGAGCUUGAGCAUUAUGCGUGUGACUGAUCUUGUUCGCUUCUGGGAGUGCAUGGAAAAAGUCUAUCCACUAUUUUUCUGCAUUGCUAUGGAUGUCCUGCC